AUGCCAAAUCGUGCCCCACAAGCCCUAGCACCACUAGCGCUUCCGGCGGUCGUUGAUGUCAAAGGUGAUGACUCCAUCAUAGAUAUCUUCGACGCGGUUGUCAUCCCGACGCAGCGUGAUGGCUCGCAGCUUGCGCUCGGAAUGUUGCAGCAAAAAGUAAUGGACAAGAUUACCCAACGCAAAGCGGCAACGGAGAAAAGGCAAUAG
Molecule: messenger RNA, 207 nt
Organism: Exophiala bonariae
Lineage: Eukaryota; Fungi; Ascomycota; Eurotiomycetes; Chaetothyriales; Herpotrichiellaceae
Exons: 1
Coding region: 1-207 (68 amino acids)
Source: RefSeq, a predicted model, not a curated record